UUAACUACGAUUUAAAUCUUUAUAAAUAAUGCUCUUCUGCAAAUCCAUGUUAGUAUUAAGGAACAAAAUAAAAAAAAACACUUCCUCUCAUUAAGGCAAUGAGAGUUAACCAAUCCUAAUAUCCAGUGUUAUGUUCAUAACAACAUUCGCAGAUCGGUCUUGCAUGGUGCUAUUUACAUUUUAAACGUAUAGGACAUGCACUGUAUUCAAUAACAAUAAUUAAAAUAUUUAAUAAAUAAUUCAUUAUAAUAAUAAUAAUAAUAUUUAUCACAAUAUUAAAAAUUAUGAUAAAAAUAUAAAUACAUACUGCGUACAUACAAAACUACCAUAAGUCUUUCUAGCUACAACGCUAUACCGACAAUAACAAUUGCAUGUAUGUGUGUGUGUGUGUGUGUCUGUGUGUGUGUCUGUGUAUGAGAGUUUAUGAAUAAAAAUUAUAGUUUAAAAAUUCUAAUGAAUGAAAAAACAAGAUUGAAUAUAUACAUGUAGAACUUCAAACAUGCGUUGUAUGUUUUAUUACCCUAUGUUGUAUGUAUUAUCAAUAAAUUGAAGUGGAAGAUAAGCUAAAACAUAAUAGGACUGAAUAAUUUGCAAUAGCGCAAGUCAUGGAAGAUGAAACAACUUCGAGAAGAGUCGAUGGAGCCGAUGGAGAAGAUAGACUUAAUGGUGGCAAUGGCAGAAGAGGCAGGAAGAUUUUGUUCCUGGUGAUGGCGGGCAGUGGAAUGAUUGGAGCGGUCGUCUGCACCACUCUGGUGGCUUCCGUCUUGGCUGCAGCAGACUUCACAGCUUGUGAACGACGUGAUGCUACUUCGGAAUAUGAAAAAAUAUAUUCUGAUCCUACAAGAAUUGAAAUAAAUGGACGCCUCAUUUUCCUGUGGACAUCUUUUGUACCAGCAUCGGCGAAAUGUGUUACUAAUGAUUACACUACGUUUUUCAUGUUUAAAUCAGCACAAUCGCAACAGUUGAUCAGAUUUAGCCUGAGUAUGGAAAAUGUGGCUGACUAUUGUUCCUUUGCAUCUUCUACUACUAACGGUUUAACUUACUCUAAAGAUCCGGCUGUUCCUCUCUAUAACAACCAGAGCAUACCGGAAGAUGCUAUCAGUGGCGGAAACUACACGUUUAAUUCGAUCGCAUUUGCAUUCAACCCUUCCAACAAUCAGACGAAUACUACCUUUGAUUUCAUUAAAAUCGAAGUUGCAUAUAGAUACGUGAUCAUGAAGAGACAUCAUCCAAGUGGAGCACAAAAACGAAAAAUUUUGAAAAGUAGAAGGGAAUAA
Molecule: messenger RNA, 1277 nt
Organism: Helobdella robusta
Lineage: Eukaryota; Metazoa; Annelida; Clitellata; Rhynchobdellida; Glossiphoniidae
Exons: 7
Coding region: 606-1277 (223 amino acids)
Source: RefSeq, a predicted model, not a curated record